AAUGGAAUCGCCGGCUUAUACGGAAUUUCCCGGCAGACAUACGAGUUCUGUAACUUUUAACGGUUGUGAAGGAGGGAUCGGAAUCAAGGUGAUUGGUGGAAUUACAGAAAAAGGCAAACACCACGGUAUUUUCCUAAGGAAAAUCUUUCCAAACGGCCUAGCUAGUUCACAAGGUGAAUUACAAGAGGGUGACGAAAUCUUAGCGGUAAACAACAAGUCAUUAGAGAACGUUGACAAUGCAAAAGCUGUGUCAGUUCUAAGAUCUGCAACGUUCGAAGGCUACGUUAAAUUAGUGAUCGCUCGAGACAAUAUAUCAAGGAUUGGAUAUCUGCAUUUGGUGGAAAAUUAUAAUUUUUCCAGUGAAGAAUCAGACGACGACAGCGACACCGGGUUUUCUUUAGAAUCGACAAUUCCUGCCGGCUAUUCUCAUUACGAUAAAGAUCGAAACGCCGAUGGUGACGUAAGCGUCUCUACGAGAACGCCAAUGACGUCGUCGGGCCACGGAAGUAUGCUAGCGGCCACCUCGUCGUCGUCCUCAGAUCGAAAAUAUUCAAUCGAUCCGCAAGCUAAAGUGCCUAUCGACAAAUUGAAAUCGGCUUUAAAAGAUUUAGGUAUAUCGCUCAAGGAUGAACAAUGGCAGGAAUUAAAAAGCAGUUUGAAAUUGAAUAAGGAAGGCAUGGUCACGUACGGGGAUUUUGUGCAAAAAACUCGCGAAAUACUGCAGAAAAAGAAAACUUCAAAUGAUAAAAAUCAUCAUCAUCUCGUAACAAAUGACGAGAAGAACUUUUUGGGACGGUUGGAUUCUUUGCAGGCGGCUCUGGAUACGGAAAGAAAGUAUAGCCGACAGAUGGAGCGUCAAAAUUCUGCUUUAAAAACCAAAAUCAAAUUGGCCGGAGACGCUCAGCGGGCGGCAAGGGAGACGGAAGAGGAUUAUGAACGGGUCGUUCGGAUGAUGGAAAAAGAGAUUGCCAAGUUAAAGAACGCCAGGAGGCUUUCAGCCUUCACCCCCGAAAAUGUUGACGAAGGGACAAAGAAACGACUUUCUGUUCUAACCUGCCAACUUCGAAAGGCAGAAGAAACAUUGAAGACUUACGAAGUCGCAACUGAUAAACUACUGACUUUUGCCGAGACUGUUGCCCAUUCCGUACCUGCCUACUCUGAAGAUGGAACGAAUUCCAGGGCGUUAGCCCGAAGAAUAGGUUCUUCUUAUUCUUCCCAAAAUUCCCAACUCGCUCAUCAGGCUCGGCAAGUUGUUAGGGCCGUUAAAGUUUUACUAGAAAACGAACCUUUACCAGUCGGCUGGGAGGAAGCCUACACUGAAGAAGGCGACAAAUACUACAUUAACCACAUUACUCAAGCGACAUCUUGGACUCAUCCAGUCAGUAGAAUAAAUCACUCAAGACAAGUAGUUGCUAGGCCUAAGCCAUUUGAACGCAGGGCAAGAUCCUUAGAUAGAGGUGAUUCAAGACCUCAUCGUUACUCAUCAUACGGCAAUGAUAUUGAUUGGUUAAGCGAAUUUUAA
Molecule: messenger RNA, 1522 nt
Organism: Dimorphilus gyrociliatus
Lineage: Eukaryota; Metazoa; Annelida; Polychaeta; Dinophilidae
Source: the annotation of a GenBank genome assembly